CUGAUCAAAAACAGGGCUUGCGGCUUUUGCAGAAGAAGAAAAUUGAGAUGUUCCGGGACACGGCCACUGUGCUCCAAUUGUCAAAAGUACAACAAGCAAUGCGAAUAUGGACCCGCUUCCAAAGUCGCAAAAGUCCGAGAUUUAGAGCAUAAGAUCGAGUUUGGAGGUUAUAACAACAAUCAAUUUGUAGACCCCAUCGCCGUCAUUCCUCCUGUCCCCCCGCCGCAACUUUCAAAUAUGUCCACUGUCAACGCUCAACACAUAUCCUCCCGAUCCCCAUUUGCUUUUGCACCCGAGGCAGCCAAUUCCUACUCCUCAUCAAGUCCAGACGAUAGCAUCCCACUUCCUUUACCCGCCCAACCUACCACUCAUGCACCGGCAGAUGGCCGAGACAUGUCCCUGCUCUAUCCUACUUCCGAAGCCGGUCCUUCGAAGGAGAGCGGGGUCGACGGCCUCACUGAACGUCUGGGCGAGUUUCUGUUCAGUUCCAAAGAGGGUAAGGACGGAACGCCCAAAGUGUGGGCCAAAAAGCCUAGAGCAACAAAAUCCGUCCGUGGUACUUCGAGCAAAAACGCGGGCACCAUCAUGGCCCUACGUGCAGAGUCUGACGGGUUGGACAAUGCCACCAGGCAAAAGCUUAUAGACACUUUUCUCUCCAUUCACAAGCUCUUCUUUGACAUGAGCGUCCCUCGAUUCCGAUAUCGGAUGACUUUUAACGAUCGUCGUCGACCCAGCUUGGCCUUUUUGCAUGCUAUCUAUCUUUGGGGUACACGGGUCCUCAAUCCUUCAUCCAGCUCCGCAGAGGAUCGACAUUUCGCCGCGGCCUGUCAAGCUUUUGAGACUUCCGCAGCGAGCGGAGAUCGACUGCUGGACGCCAUUCGCGCUGCUAUGCUUCUGUCAUCUCAUGCCUAUACUCAGGGUAGACACCACCAGGGCUGGUUGCUAGCUGGACAUGCUGUCACAUUGUGCCGUUCCAUGGGUCUACAUCAAAUCCGAUCAUGUGUCUUCCGUCCUGAACCUCCGAGAAACCCUUUUUUACGACUGACAGCCAGUUGGUCAGUGUUCACCAUUGAUAGGUGCGGGGCCCUGGCCACGGGCUUUCCAAGUGCAUUGAAAGAUGAGGAUAUCACCACUCCGUUAUGUCGGCCCUUGGAGGACAUCGAAUCGGGUGCGGUCUCUCACAAUGACGAUUAUACCGUGCGCGAUCUGUAUCGAGUGACGUAUGACACGUCGCAAGCGAAGAACAAGGAUUAUCUCCGGUUCCUGAAAUGCGUCGCUAUUCUUGAACGAGCCUCUAAACUUGCCUUUGUGGACGUGGAAGAUGGUUCCGAAUACGCCCGUCAAUGGGCUUCAUACCAUCUCAUUGCGCAGAGCGACCCUUCCACGCCUCAGCCUCCACCAUGGCUGGAACAACCUAGAUAUCGCUGUCCGACGGCGUAUGCGGAAACUAAGUUAGGACUUGAGUUGGUUAUCUCCACCUGGGGAGAAGACGCCAUUUUCCCACCGGAUCGGAAACGUAAAGCUGAGAUGAUGGGUAUGCCCGUACCGGACAUCCCACCAAAAGUCAUCGUGCUGCAUCAUCUGUUAGCGACGACGCAUAUGCUGUUACACGAUGUGGACUCACUCGAAGCGGAGAACAAAGAGGCUUUGGUAGGAGCUAGGAAGAACGUGGCUUUGUUGAGGCAUAUGCCGCCUAUCCCUAAAUCGGAAACGGAUCAUGUCUUACUUCUCAUCUGGACAAUGGCGGCCAAGACCUUGAUCAAGGAAAUGCAUCGACUUCGGUUGGCAGGUGAUCACGCGGCGGCGGUGGUACCGGACGAAGAGUCGAAUGUGAUCAUUGCGGAGUUACAUAGGGUUGGGUAUAAUGUUUCGUGA
Tremella mesenterica DSM 1558 is the source of this 1875-nucleotide messenger RNA. RefSeq lists its product as uncharacterized. Gene Ontology annotation, cellular component: nucleus. The transcript is spliced from 11 exons. The annotation marks the transcript as partial. Lineage: Eukaryota; Fungi; Basidiomycota; Tremellomycetes; Tremellales; Tremellaceae. Gene Ontology annotation, biological process: DNA-templated transcription; regulation of DNA-templated transcription. Gene Ontology annotation, molecular function: zinc ion binding; DNA-binding transcription factor activity, RNA polymerase II-specific; DNA binding. The record is from RefSeq and is a predicted model, not a curated record.